Molecule: messenger RNA, 831 nt
Organism: Lobosporangium transversale
Lineage: Eukaryota; Fungi; Mortierellomycota; Mortierellomycetes; Mortierellales; Mortierellaceae
Product: ribosomal protein S5 domain 2-type protein
Exons: 6
Coding region: 1-831 (276 amino acids)
Biological process (GO): nuclear polyadenylation-dependent mRNA catabolic process; TRAMP-dependent tRNA surveillance pathway; exonucleolytic trimming to generate mature 3'-end of 5.8S rRNA from tricistronic rRNA transcript (SSU-rRNA, 5.8S rRNA, LSU-rRNA)
Cellular component (GO): cytoplasmic exosome (RNase complex); nuclear exosome (RNase complex)
Source: RefSeq, a predicted model, not a curated record
AUGAAGGAGCUGGAACCAUCAACAAACGAACGGGAGUUCGUUUUGGCAGCAUUAAGGGACGGAGCACGCAUCGAUGGACGCAACUUUUACGACUUCAGGACAUUACGCCUUUCGUUUGGUGCAGACUAUGGUGCGGUUGAAGUCCAGUUAGGCAACACUAGGGUUCUCGCAAAGGUAUCGUGUGAGGUGAUUAGACCUUUCCCUGAUAAACCGACAGAAGGAUUCCUCAUGUUCAACACAGAGCUUUCACCGAUGGCCUCACCUGCAUUUGAGGUCGGCAGACAAACAGACGAAGAAGUGCUUGUGAGUCGCUUAAUAGAAAAGGCAAUGAAGAGAAGCAGAGCAUUGGAUACAGAAGGCUUGUGCAUAGUGGCAGGCGAGAAGGUCUGGUCGAUCCGUGUAGAUAUUCACUUUUUGGAUCAUGACGGAAACCUUGUCGAUGCUGCCUGCAUUGCUGCGAUCACUGCAUUACAACAUUUCAGGAGGCCAGACGUGACAGUUGUAGGCGAAGAUGUCACCAUUCAUACAUUGGAGCAACGAAAUCCUGUGCCUCUCAGUAUUCACCAUAUCCCGAUCUGUGUUACAUUCGCAUUCUUUGAUAACGGAAACCAUGUCAUUGUUGAUCCAACACAUUUAGAAGAACAAAUCAAGGAAGGUGACAUGACAAUCACACUGAACGUGCAUAAAGAAGUAUGUGCAUUAUCUAAGGCUGGAGGUAUCCCAAUGGAGCUGGAUCAGAUUAUACAGUGCUCAAAAAUCGCUGUUAUUAAGGUUGCAGAGAUUACUGCUCAAAUUGAGGCAGCAUUAGCAGCAGAUGCCAAAAAGCGGUAA